AUGAGCGGCCAUAGGCAUUUGGGAGGUCCUUCACUCACUCAAAAUCAGGGAAAUGUACUCGGCGAGCGUCCGUGUGUCCGUCAGAGCCGACUUUACCGUGAACAUAAUGGUGGAAAUACCAUGAAGGAAUUGAUGGGACAGGGAGAUCUUAAAUGGGACACAACAUGCGUACAAGGAGCCUACGCUGGAGGUAAAAUAUUCGACCACAGAAAAGGUGAGCAGGAAAAUAAUGAACCCAUACGAGGGGUGUGUAAUCAAAAACAUCAACAUCAAUAUCAAUAUCAACAUCAACAGCAACAGUAUUGCCACACGGAGGAUGAAGACGGAGCUGAAUUAGAUGAAGAAGAGGCAGCAGAUCAUUCCUUCCAACAUUAUGGAGUUAAUAAUAACACUGCAGAACAUCAUCCCUCUCAAGAUGUUGAAGCACAAGAUGAAUAUUACGGCGUCGUAAUUGAAAUGGAUGAUGGUGUGGAGCAGGGAGGUGGUGUCGAUUACAGAGCAGAAGAAAAGGAGGAAGAAGCAGAAAAACAACCAACUGAACCGAUAAAAAAACAAAUUGCACCGGCUGGUGUUCGCCGCGGUGUGAUGGAACCAAAAGCCGAAGCGCCCACGUGCCAGCCGGUGGCGUACCGCUCCUUUCGCCCGGGUGCAGGUCAUGCAAACCGUCAAACAUAUAACAUUUUUACUGGGGAGUAA
Molecule: messenger RNA, 696 nt
Organism: Trypanosoma brucei brucei TREU927
Lineage: Eukaryota; Euglenozoa; Kinetoplastea; Trypanosomatida; Trypanosomatidae
Exons: 1
Coding region: 1-696 (231 amino acids)
Source: RefSeq, a predicted model, not a curated record